AUGUUAUUUGAAUAAUAUAAAGAUUAUGAAUAUAAUCUUAAGAAAAUGGAAUUUUAAUUAAAAUAUCAUACUCUUAAGACUUUUUUUGAAAAGGUUUUGAGCUUGUAUUUAAAUUUUGGAAUUUUUGCUAAUUUUGAAAGAAGACGAUAGUAAACUAAAAUCGGUAAAUCUGAAAUUUAUUGUUUAACAUAGCAAAACACUGAUUUCUUAAUUGAAGUCAACAAAAAAAUAUUAUGA
Messenger RNA from Paramecium sonneborni, 237 nucleotides. The record is from the annotation of a GenBank genome assembly. NCBI's taxonomy places the organism in Eukaryota, Ciliophora, Oligohymenophorea, Peniculida, Parameciidae.